AGCUAAUAGUUUCUAACCUUUCUCAUGCUUAACCCUAACAUUGAAAUAGGCCUUUCGAGCUUUUUCUCCAAGAAUUUCUUCCCCAAAAUUCUCCAUUGGGAAGAAGCUCAGAUUUUAGGGUUUUAUAUUCAAUCCAUUCUUACAUCGCAUAUUAUCCAUAAUCACUGCGCAAAGGUUUUCAAUCGGUAAAAUCUUGAGCAUGGCAACUGCAGAGCCUGCAUCGGUUUCUACUGGUCCGCGAUAUGCACCCGAUGAUCCUACACUUCCGAAACCUUGGAAGGGUUUGAUAGAUGGAAGUACAGGUUUACUUUACUACUGGAACCCUGAAACUAAUGUAACUCAAUAUGAGAAACCUGCUAGCGCAGCUCCACCAUUGCCAGCUGGGCCACCACCGACGGCAGCUCCUACGCCUAAGUUGGCUCCAAUUCCGGUGGCUCAUUCGGUUUCGCAGCAGAAUAAUGGCUUAUCUCAGUAUGGGCAGCAAAUGAUGCAAGGAACUCAGCAACAGCCGCAGCAAGGGAACCAACAUGGACAUUUAAUGCCACAACAACAGCAUGGUCAAGUGCAACAACAUGGGCAAAUGAUGCAGCAUCCGUCUCAACAAAUGCAGCAUCAAAUGUAUCAGCAGAUUCCCCAAACUUCAGGCCAUCAAAUGUCCCAGCCAAUGGGGCAACAACCACCACAGAGUCAAGGCUCCCAAAUGGCUGGACCACCACAAACACAGCAAUAUCCACAUCAGCCACCGUUGCAGUAUAUGGGUUAUAAUCAACAAGGCAUCCCUCCUCAAGGGCACCAGAGUACGCAGCAGCAACAAACUCAGCAUGGCCCUCAAGUGCAGACAUUUGCAAAUCAACAAGAGUAUAACUCAGGAUACUCAAAAAGGGAAGAAGAUGAUUUUCAAAACAGAAAUCAAAUUGGGUUUUCCCCUUCCCAGUUUCAGCAACCAAGUGGCUCAGGUGCUCAGAAUUUUCCUUCAGGAGCUAAUUCAACUCAGAUGCUACAGAUGGGUCCUCAUUCAGGUCAGGCUCAACAGUUUGGUGGCACUUUGCACAAUAUGCAACAACCUGCUGCAAUGGGUCAGUUGCAGCCAGGUGGUACUGAUUCGGUUUAUAACCCACAUGGCAGUAGGCUACAGAAUGAGAGAGACCCAUCAGCAAUGCAUGGUCCGCAGGCUAAUAUGCCUCCUGUUGGAUUAAGAAUGGGGCAUGAGAACAAUAUGCAGGGUAGAGGUGGAAACGACUACGUGUUUAGUGGUAACAAGGAACCACCAAAUGUUGGACCUCAGCAACCCAAGCUUGCUUCCAUUCCAGGGCCCAGAUUUCAGCAGGACAUGAGGAACAGCGGAGCUCCAUAUCCAAAUGUUGCUCCAAACCAGGUUCCUCCCAUUAAUAAUGGGGCAGGACAUCCGAUGCAUAAUCAUGCAACAGGUGGUCCACCAUUGCCAAGUAAUGCUACGAUGAAGCCUCCUUUCUUUGGAAAUACUGAAGUUACGAACUUUUCGCCCGCAGAAAUUUAUCGUCAGCAACAUGAAGUUACUGCAUCGGGAGACAAUGUUCCUGCACCAUUUGCAACAUUUGAGGCUACUGGCUUUCCUCCGGAGAUAUUGAGAGAUAUUUAUUCUGCGGGAUUUUCGACUCCCACCCCAAUUCAGGCACAAACAUGGCCAAUCGCUCUUCAAAGCAGGGACAUUGUUGCAAUUGCUAAAACUGGUUCUGGAAAAACAUUGGGAUAUUUAAUGCCUGCUUUUAUGCUUCUGAGACAACGGCAUAACAAUGCCCAAAAUGGCCCGACAGUGUUGGUUCUGGCUCCAACACGGGAGCUUGCAACACAAAUACAGGAUGAGGUCAUCAAAUUUGGUCGAUCCUCAAGAGUUUCUUGCACGUGCCUAUAUGGUGGAGCUCCCAAGGGUCCUCAGCUAAAGGAAUUAGAUCGUGGUGCAGAUAUAGUCGUUGCAACUCCUGGUCGUCUUAAUGAUAUACUGGAAAUGAAGAAGAUUGAUUUUGGGCAGAUCUCACUUCUUGUGCUUGACGAGGCCGAUCGAAUGCUUGACAUGGGUUUUGAACCUCAAAUUCGAAAAAUUGUAAAUGAAAUUCCCCCACGCAGACAAACUCUCAUGUACACAGCAACAUGGCCUAAAGAAGUAAGAAAAAUAGCGGGUGAUCUUCUUGUCAAUCCUGUCCAGGUUAACAUAGGACGUGUUGAUGAGCUCGCUGCAAACAAAGCUAUCACACAGUAUGUGGAAGUUGUGCCACAAAUGGAGAAACAACGACGUUUAGAGCAAAUCCUUAGAUCUCAGGAACGAGGUUCUAAGAUUAUUGUUUUCUGUUCAACAAAGAGGUUGUGUGAUCAGCUUGCUCGUACUAUUGGACGAAAUUUCGGUGCUGCUGCAAUUCAUGGAGACAAGUCUCAAGGUGAGAGAGACUGGGUUUUAAGUCAGUUCAAGAGUGGAAAAUCACCAAUAUUAGUGGCCACAGAUGUUGCUGCCAGGGGGCUUGACAUCAAGGAUAUAAGGGUGGUUGUUAACUAUGAUUUCCCAACUGGGGUUGAGGACUAUGUUCACCGCAUUGGAAGAACCGGGAGAGCCGGCGCAACUGGAAUGGCUUACACUUUUUUCUCCGAGCAUGACUGGAAAUAUGCAGCAGAUUUGAUUAAAGUUCUGGAGGGAGCUAACCAACACGUACCCCCAGAAGUGAGGGAGAUCGCCAUGCGCGGUGGGCCUGGCUUUGGCAAAGACAGGCGUUUUGAUUCUGGUGGAGGUGGUCGUGGUGGCAUGAGAGAUGGUGGUGGCUUUGGAGGUCGUGGAGGAGGCAUGAGGGAUGGCAACUUCGGUAAUAACCAUGGUGGUAUGAGGGAUAGUGGUUUCGGUGGCCGUGGUGGCCCUAGAGAUGGCCCUAUGAGCGGCUUUGGGGGUAGGGGUGAUUUCUUUGGUGGCCGUGGCAAUAGGGGACGGGGAUUUGGAAGCCCGGGCGGUGGUGGUAAUGUUGGUUUUGGUAGGAAUGAACGUGGUGGGAACGAUCGAUACAAUAAUAUGGAUGUGCGAGGACGUGGUGGCCGUGGACGAGGACGGUUCGAUAAUAGAAGAGAUGUUGCUGCUGGUGGUAGGAGCAGCAGAGGCAGAAGUUACAGCCGUAGCCCCGAAAGAGUUAGAACAUGGGGUUAUAGCAGAAGCCCAAGCCGUAGCCGCAGUCGCAGUUAUAGCAGGAGUAGAAGUAGAAGCUACAGCAGAAGCCGCAGUCGUAGCAGAAGCCGAUCUCGCGGCCGUGGUCGAAGUAAGAGCCGCAGCCCAAGACGAAGCAGAAGCCGAAGCCGCAGCCGUAAUCGUGGCCAUAGCCCAAGCUACGACAAAUACGAAAAUACUCGGGAACGUCCCUCCGAUCAAAAGGAUCCCGCACCUCCAGUGGCGGACCUCACGACUCCUACCGAGACAAAAACUUCAUCUAUGUCUCCUGGUACACAAGGCACUGCAUUUCCAGAAGAAACCGAGGCCGAGAAGAAUACCGAGCCGGAGAAGCCAACGGUAGGAGAAAACCCGGAACCACAAGAGGUACAACAACCACAACCAUCCCCAUCAAUUGAUCACUAAACAGUUUAAGAACUAAUGAGAUAUCUGAUGAUGACAAUUGUUUAUAAGAACUAAGUUGGGGAUGAUUUUUGGUGGGCAGCAAUUGGAGUAAAGAUCUUUUCAUGUUUUCAAGUUCCAACCAUUAAUUCUUUUUGUCUUUUUUCAUAAGUAGUUGGGAGAUUGUAAUGUUUUUUUUUUUUUUUGUUUUGGGAAUUUGGGAUAGGGAAAAUGGUAAAACCUCCCACCUAAAACUUGUUAUAUGUGAUUACAUUUUGUGACAUUUUUCAUUGAUUAUAUUAUGAGGUGAAACAAUGAUUUGUCA
Molecule: messenger RNA, 3884 nt
Organism: Cannabis sativa
Lineage: Eukaryota; Viridiplantae; Streptophyta; Magnoliopsida; Rosales; Cannabaceae
Product: DEAD-box ATP-dependent RNA helicase 40
Exons: 8
Coding region: 200-3583 (1127 amino acids)
Cellular component (GO): nucleus; cytoplasm; ribonucleoprotein complex
Molecular function (GO): ATP binding; RNA binding; RNA helicase activity
Source: RefSeq, a predicted model, not a curated record